UCAAGAGCAGAGAAAGGCUGAGAGCAUUGGGCUAGGGUGGCCCGACUUAAAGGGACAGGCUCCCCAUUCCUCAAGACCCUCUAAGCUGCCCCCUCCAGGGCUCCAUCUCUUGUCUCCCCAUCCCUAUGACCUCUCCUUCUUGAGGCCACCAUCGGGUCUCUUCUGAGGGGUCCUUCUCUCAACAUGAACUGCAUCUCAGAUUUCUUCACCUACGAGACCACCAAGUCGGUGGUUGUGAAGAGCUGGACCAUUGGAAUCAUCAACCGCGCCGUUCAGCUUCUGAUCAUCUCCUACUUCGUGGGGUGGGUUUUCUUGCACGAGAAGGCGUACCAGGUGCGGGACACAGCCAUUGAGUCCUCGGUGGUGACCAAGGUGAAGGGCUUUGGACACUAUGCCAACCGAGUCAUGGACGUGUCUGAUUAUGUGACCCCACCCCAGGGCACCUCCGUCUUUGUCAUAAUCACAAAGAUGAUUGUAACCGAAAACCAGAUGCAAGGAUUCUGCCCAGAGAGCGAGGAGAAGUUCCGCUGUGUGUCAGACAGCCAGUGCGGGCCCGAGCGCUUCCCAGGGGUGGGGAUCCUCACGGGCCGCUGCGUGAACUACAGCUCUGAGCUCCGGACCUGUGAGAUCCAGGGCUGGUGCCCCACCGAGGUGGACACGGUGGAGAUGCCUGUCAUGAUGGAAGCUGAGAACUUCACUAUUUUCAUCAAGAACAGCAUCCGUUUCCCCCUCUUCAACUUUGAGAAGGGAAACCUCCUUCCCAGCCUGACUGCCGCCGACCUGAAGACAUGCCGCUUCCACCCCGACAAGGCCCCCUUCUGCCCCAUCUUGCGGGUGGGAGAUGUGGUCAAGUUCGCGGGGCAGGAUUUUGCCAAAUUGGCCAGCACGGGAGGAGUUCUGGGCAUUAAGAUCGGCUGGGUGUGUGACCUGGACAAGGCUUGGGACCAGUGCAUCCCCAAAUAUUCCUUCACCCGGCUCGACAGCGUUUCUGAGAAGAGCAGCGUCUCCCCAGGCUACAACUUCAGGUUUGCCAAGUACUACAAGACGGAGAACGGCAGUGAGUACCGCACGCUUCUGAAGGCUUUCGGCAUCCGCUUCGAUGUGCUGGUGUAUGGGAAUGCUGGCAAGUUUGACAUCAUUCCCACCAUCAUCAGCUCCGUGGCAGCCUUCACCUCUGUGGGAGUGGGGACUGUCCUCUGCGACAUCAUCCUGCUCAACUUCCUCAAGGGGGCCGACCAGUACAAAGCCAAGAAGUUUGAGGAGGUGAACGAGACCACGCUGAAGGUCACGGCCUCGGCCAACCCGGUGUACGCCAGCGACCAGACCACAGAGGAAAAGCAGUCCACGGACUCAGGCGCCUACUCCAUUGGCCACUAGGGCCUCUUCUGUGGGCCCCCCUCUCACCCUUGGGCUCCAGGCCUCCCAACAGAGGGUCCCACCUGGGCAAGGGGAGAUGGGAGAGGGGAGAGGCUCUCAUUUUUGCUGCUCACCCCUUGAGACCACAGCCGGGACCGGGUGUCUGGCCUUCCCACUGCUCUACAGACAGGUCCUGUUCCCACUAAGACCUCAGUCUCACCUUCACCCCUCGCCUCACCCCUCUGUGCUUCCCAGAACCCCCAGGGCAGUG
Balaenoptera ricei (Rice's whale) is the source of this 1627-nucleotide messenger RNA. It is a transcript of the gene P2RX3, whose product is annotated as purinergic receptor P2X 3. Gene Ontology annotation, molecular function: purinergic nucleotide receptor activity; extracellularly ATP-gated monoatomic cation channel activity; ATP binding. The coding region runs from base 184 to 1377 and encodes 397 amino acids. Gene Ontology annotation, biological process: response to ATP; monoatomic cation transmembrane transport. The transcript is spliced from 12 exons. Gene Ontology annotation, cellular component: nuclear inner membrane; plasma membrane. NCBI's taxonomy places the organism in Eukaryota, Metazoa, Chordata, Mammalia, Artiodactyla, Balaenopteridae. The record is from RefSeq and is a predicted model, not a curated record.